Molecule: messenger RNA, 450 nt
Organism: Vicia villosa (hairy vetch)
Lineage: Eukaryota; Viridiplantae; Streptophyta; Magnoliopsida; Fabales; Fabaceae
Exons: 2
Coding region: 1-450 (149 amino acids)
Source: RefSeq, a predicted model, not a curated record
AUGGAGGCGGGUUCUAGUUUCUUGAACUGUGACAUAGAUCAUUUACCGUUUAAAUACCUAGGUGUUAAGGUUGGAGAUAGUCCUCGAAAAGUCUCAAUGUGGAAGGAAUUAAUUAAUCAAAUUAAAGCUAGAUUGGCUACUUGGAGAGGCAAGCAUUUGAAUAUGGCGGGACGGGUGACGAUGAUAAAUACGGUGCUGAAUGCAAUACCUAUGUUCUCUCUAUCUUUUUAUAGAGCCCCGAACAAAGUGAUCAAUGACAUUCGUAAAAUUCAAAGCAAUUUCCUUUGGCAUAAAAGUGAAGGUGCAGUUUCAUCUAGAGUGAACAACGGUCGCGGUACUGCUUUUUGGCAUUCAAAGUGGCUGGGAAACCAAGCCAUAAAGGAAGUUUACACGGAGGCCUUCGCUGCUUCCACGAAUCAGAAUUGCAGUGUGGCGGACUUGAUUUUUUAG